CGAACUCUUAACUCUUCCUUGAAGCUAUCUCUUCACGUGGGAUCAAUCCAGAACAAAGCAUUUCUCUUCAUCAUCUUGGACGUCCCAGCUUUAACCUCCACAACCACCCAUGUAUCCUCAGCAUGAGACCAACCCCCAUUUUCUUCCACAACCACCAUAUCCACAGCUCCAAGAACAGAGGCCAAGGCUGCCGCCACAAGGCCCUAGACAUCCUGAUGGCCAUUUUACUCAGCCUUCACCACGGCCACAUGAUACCCAUCACCCUCAUUUCCAACCACCCCUCCAGCCACGUCCAUCCAGACAUCACCUGCCGCAACCAGUUAUUCCACCCAAAACCACGACUCAUCGUAAACACGGAGGCGAAAUGCCCCUACCGCAGCUUCAUCAGGGAGGACAUCAUUUCGGCCAACAUGGUGAUGACCCAGAGCAGGACCCAAGGUCGCAACAAGGGCAGGGCCAACAGCGGCCAUCUCCUCUUCCAGUGAAUACUACACGUAAGGCUAGACCUGUAGCCUGGAUAAUUGCUGCAUUUUGUACUCUGUUUUGGAUCAUAGUCAUAGUGGCAGGUCUAGCAGUACUGAUCAUCUAUCUAGUCUAUCGCCCAAGGCUUCCAAAAUUCGACAUCUCAACGGCAACUCUGAAUGCAGCCUAUCUUGACACGGGGUAUCUUCUCGAAGCUGAUCUUACCAUACUAGCAAACUUCACCAAUCCAAACAAGAAAGUGAAUGUGGACUUCAGUUAUGUGAUAAUGGAUCUUUAUUAUGAAUCAAACUUAAUAGCUACGAGAUAUGUUGAGCCCUUUACGGCACAUAGGGGUCAAUCCAUAUUUGAAGAUAUUCACAUGGUUACUAGUCAAGUUAGGCUUCCCAUUGCCCCAAGCCAAGGUCUGGCGAGGCAAAUGAACAGUGGAGGAGUGAAGUUUGACGUGAAGGGUCUGUUCAGAGCAAGGUCGAACUUGGGUGGAGCGUUGAGGUAUUCUUAUUGGCUGUACACCCAUUGCAUUAUAACGCUAACUGGUCCUCCCUCGGGUGUAUUGAUAAGCAAAAAAUGCACAACAAAGCGUUAGAAGGAAACUUGACAAAGAGGUGAAAAUUGGUGAGCUGAAGAAUCUAUUUUGUGGGAGAGUCUAGUUUUAGAAACGGCUGAUCUGCAGUUUGUCAUUUUCUUGGUUGACAUGGAUGUCAUAUUCUGUCUUUAAGACGACUUGGAUUUAAUUUGUCAUCUAGUCCUUUGUUUGAAUAAGAUUUGAAACAAGUUGAUAUC
Coffea arabica (coffee) is the source of this 1263-nucleotide messenger RNA. Its product is annotated as NDR1/HIN1-like protein 13. Gene Ontology annotation, cellular component: plasma membrane. Lineage: Eukaryota; Viridiplantae; Streptophyta; Magnoliopsida; Gentianales; Rubiaceae. The record is from RefSeq and is a predicted model, not a curated record. Gene Ontology annotation, biological process: defense response to other organism.